AUGACGUACGAGCAGCUGCGGCAGGCGAAAAUGCAGGCGACGCAGCGUGCUUUCGCGGAGCUGCAGAGCCUUUCGGCGGAUUUAACCCAGGAGACCCGGCGGCAGGCCGGCGAAAAACAGCAGCAGAAGCAGCCUCGCAGGACGUGGACGCGGCGAAAGCUCUUCGACAAAGUUCGUCGAUCCGGCAGGCUCCAGAACUCCCCUGCUACCCAAUAUCUUGAGCUGGACGACAGAACGCCGGACCGCAGCACCGCACGAACCUCUGCCGGUCGCCGAACCUGGCAGCUUCGGUCUAUGGGCUCGGGGGCAGGCUCGGCUGAGGCUGGGACGGUGGUUCGGUGCGGAAAGGAGGUGUACACGGAGGAAGAUCUGAAGAAGCUUCGUGGGCACGUGAAGCCGUAUGACCUCAGCGUUGAGCCAUACAAGACAAGAAUCUACGACCCUGUGAAAGGGAAGACAUGUCACCAGUGCAGGCAGAAGACGCUGGGGCUGCGCACGGAGUGUGCGACGUGCAAGGAUCUCUCAGUGUGCGGGCAGUUUUGCGGGGACUGUCUCUUUGUGAGGUACGGCGAGAACAUAGAGGAGGCGCUAGCAGAUCCCUCAUGGGAGUGUCCGGUGUGUCGGGACAUCUGCAACUGCUCCAUCUGCAGAAACCGCAAGGGAUGGGGACCAACUGGGCCACUGUUUCACAAGGUUUGGGGUGCGGGAUACCAGUCCGUUGCACACUAUCUCAUGCUCACGAGAAUGGUCAAGGGGGGAGAGAGCACAGGGGUUCAAGCGGAUGAGGUGGGGGAAGCAGAGGGUGAGAGUGAGGGAGCAGGAGGAGAGAGUGGGGAGGACGAUGAAGAGGGAGGAUGUGAGGAGGAGGAGGGACGAGAGGGGAGUGAUGUCAUGUUAAUAGAAGAGUGUGCGGAUGGGAAUAAGAAGUCAAGGAAGAGAAAGCGGGACGUUGAGAGGAGUGCGGUGGAGACGAGGGGACGGAAACAGGGUCUUGGGAGGAAGCGGAAACGCAUGAAUACAAGGGAGGAGGAGGAAUACGAGGAGGGAGAUGAGUUGGAGGAGGAGGAGGGAGACGAGGAGGAAAAGGAGGAGGAGGAUGAGGAGGGAGAGGAGGACGACGAUGAUGUUGUGGAGGUUCAGGUGAAGAGAGAAGGAGGUGAGGUGAAGAGAGAAGGAAGUGAGGCGAAGAGAGAAAGUGGGAUCGUGACAAGGAGAGCCGCGGCAAGAAUGGAAGCUGACGCUGCUGAGUUGAAGGCUGCUCAUGGUCGGGUGCUGCGAUCUCGCAUCAUUCAUGCACCACAGUUAGGCGGAGCAGCAGGAACAGGGGGAGCAGCUGGCACAGGAGGAGCAGAGGCAGCAGCAGGCAGAGCAGAGGCAGCAGCAGGCAGAGCAGGAGCAGCAGCCAGGGGGGAUUUGGGUCAUUGCAAGGGAAAGGGGGUUGCAGGUGGAGUUACAGUUCGGGAUGGUAAAAGGGGGAUGAAGUCGGGCGUUGAGACUGUAAUGAGGAGUGCUGUGAAGGGGAUGGAGAAGGGGGGAUGCAAAGUGGAAGUGGAAGAAGAUAAGGCGGAGAUGAGGCAUCUCCAGGAGGAAGAGGAGUAUGAUAGUGAUGACGAUGUGGUCGAAGUGGUGGUUCCUAGGACAGUAUAG
Molecule: messenger RNA, 1647 nt
Organism: Closterium sp. Yama58-4
Lineage: Eukaryota; Viridiplantae; Streptophyta; Zygnematophyceae; Desmidiales; Closteriaceae
Source: the annotation of a GenBank genome assembly